AUGUACUCACCGGCUAAAAAUCAACUUUCAUUGACUGAACCACGUCUCUGUCGCUUGCAUUCAUCUGUAGAAACAGAUCUCUGUCGCUUGCAUUCGUCUGUAGAACCACAUCUGUGUCGCUUGCAUUCAUCUGUAGAACCACAUCUCUGUCGCUUGCAUUCAUCUGUAGAACCACAUCUCUGUCGCUUGCAUUCCUCUGUAGAACCACAUCUCUGUCGCUUGCAUUCAUCUGUAGAACCACAUCUCUGUCGCUUGCAUUCAUCUGUAGAACCACAUCUCUGUCACUUGCAUUCGUCUGUAGAACCACAUCUCUGUCGCUUGCAUUCCUCUGUAGAACCACAUCUCUGUCGCUUGCAUUCAUCUGUAGAACCACAUCUCUGUCGCUUGCAUUCAUCUGUAGAACCACAUCUCUGUCACUUGCAUUCGUCUGUAGAACCACAUCUCUGUCGCUUGCAUUCCUCUGUAGAACCACAUCUCUGUCGCUUGCAUUCAUCUGUAGAACCACAUCUCUGUCACUUGCAUUCCUCUGUAGAACCACAUCUCUGUCGCUUGCAUUCCUCUGUAGAACCACAUCUCUGUCGCUUGCAUUCCUCUGUAGAACCACAUCUCUGUUCAUUCGUCUGUAGAACCACAUCUCUAACCACAUCUCUGUCGCUUGCAUUCAUCUGUAGAACCACAUCUCUGUCGCUUGCAUUCAUCUGUAGAACCACAUCUCUGUCGCUUGCAUUCAUCUGUAGAACCACAUCUCUGUCACUUGCAUUCGUCUGUAGAACCACAUCUCUCCUGGGCUUGCAUUCAUCUGUAGAACCACAUCUCUGUCGCUUGCAUUCAUCUGUAGAACCACAUCUCUGUCACUUGCAUUCGUCUGUAGAACCACAUCUCUGUCGCUUGCAUUCGUCUGUAGGACCACAUCUCUGUCGCUGGCAUUUAUCUGUAGAACCACAUCUCUGUCACUUGCAUUCAUCUGUAGAACCACAUCUCUGUCGCUUGCAUUCCUCUGUAGAACCACAUCUCUGUCGCUUGCAUUCCUCUGUAGAACCACAUCUCUGUCGCUUGCAUUCCUCUGUAGAACCACAUCUCUGUCGCUUGAAUUCGUCUGUAGAACCACAUCUCUGUCACUUGCAUUCGUCUGUAGAACCACAUCUCUGUCUUGCAUUCCUCUGGAACCACAUCUCUAACCACAUCUCUGUCGCUUGCAUUCGUCUGGAGAACCACAUCUCUGUCUUGCAUUCAUCUGUAGAACCACAUCUCUGUCGCUUUCAUUCCUCUGUAGAACCACAUCUCUGUCGCUUGCAUUCCUCUGUAGAACCACAUCUCUGUCGCUUGCAUUCCUCUGUAGAACCACAUCUCUGUCGCUUGCAUUCAUCUGUAGAACCACAUCUCUGUCGCUUGCAUUCAUCUGUAGAACCACAUCUCUGUCACUUGCAUUCGUCUGUAGAACCACAUCUCUCUCGCUUGCAUUCAUCUGUAGAACCACAUCUCUGUCGCUUGCAUUCAACUGUAGAACCACAUCUCUGUCACUUGCAUUCGUCUGUAGAACCACAUCUCUGUCGCUUGCAUUCGUCUGUAGGACCACAUCUCUGUCGCUGGCAUUUAUCUGUAGAACCACAUCUCUGUCACUUGCAUUCAUCUGUAGAACCACAUCUCUGUCGCUUGCAUUCCUCUGUAGAACCACAUCUCUGUCGCUUGCAUUCCUCUGUAGAACCACAUCUCUGUCGCUUGCAUUCCUCUAACCACAUCUCUUGCAUUCCUCUUAGAACCACAUCUCUGUCGCUUCAUUCAUCUGUAGAACCACAUCUCUGUCGCUUGCAUUCAUCUGUAGAACCACAUCUCUGUCACUUGCAUUCGUCUGUAGAACCACAUCUCUGUCACUUGCAUUCGUCUGGAGAACCACAUCUCUGUCGCUUGCAUUCAUCUGUAGAACCACAUCUCUGUCGCUUUCAUUCCUCUGUAGAACCACAUCUCUGUCGCUUGCAUUCCUUAACCACAUCUCUGUCACUUGCAUUCGUCUGUAGAACCACAUCUCUGUGCUUGCAUUCAUCUGUAGAACCACAUUCGUCUGUAGAACCACAUCUCUGUCGCUUGCAUUCAUCUGUAGAACCACAUCUCUGUCGCUUGCAUUCGUCUGUAGAACCACAUCUCUGUCGCUUGCAUUCAUCUGUAGAACCACAUCUCUGUCACUUGCAUUCGUCUGUAGAACCACAUCUCUGUGCUUGCAUUCAUCUGUAG
Molecule: messenger RNA, 2229 nt
Organism: Acanthosepion pharaonis
Lineage: Eukaryota; Metazoa; Mollusca; Cephalopoda; Sepiida; Sepiidae
Source: the annotation of a GenBank genome assembly